Galeopterus variegatus (Sunda flying lemur) is the source of this 3300-nucleotide messenger RNA. It is a transcript of the gene GLDC, whose product is annotated as glycine dehydrogenase (decarboxylating). The record is from RefSeq and is a predicted model, not a curated record. The transcript has 23 exons. The annotation marks the transcript as partial. Gene Ontology annotation, cellular component: mitochondrion; glycine cleavage complex. Gene Ontology annotation, biological process: glycine decarboxylation via glycine cleavage system. Gene Ontology annotation, molecular function: pyridoxal phosphate binding; glycine dehydrogenase (decarboxylating) activity; lyase activity. Lineage: Eukaryota; Metazoa; Chordata; Mammalia; Dermoptera; Cynocephalidae.
GUGAAAAUGAAAUCCUUACAACUCUGCAUGCCAUCUCAAGCAAAAACCAGAUCUGGAGGUCAUAUAUUGGCAUGGGCUAUUACAACUGCUUAGUGCCGCCCACCAUUUUGCGGAACUUACUGGAGAACGCGGGAUGGAUCACGCAGUAUACUCCAUAUCAGCCAGAGGUGUCUCAGGGGAGGCUGGAGAGUCUACUCAACUACCAGACCAUGGUGUGUGACAUCACAGGCAUGGACAUGGCCAAUGCAUCCCUGCUGGAUGAGGCGACGGCAGCUGCAGAGGCCAUGCAGCUGUGCCACAGGCACAACAAGAGGAGGAGAUUUUUUGUCGACCCCCGUUGCCACCCACAGACAAUAGCUGUCGUCCAGACGCGAGCCAAAUAUACUGGAGUCCUCAUCGAGCUGAAGAUACCACAUGAAAUGGACUUCAGUGGAAAAGAUGUCAGUGGAGUGUUGUUCCAGUACCCAGACACCGAGGGGAAGGUGGAAGACUUUACGGAACUCGUGGAGAGAGCCCAUCAGACUGGGAGCCUGACCUGCUGUGCCACUGACCUGUUAGCUCUGUGUAUCUUGAGGCCACCUGGAGAAUUUGGGGUAGACAUUGCCCUGGGCAGCUCACAGAGAUUUGGAGUGCCCCUGGGCUAUGGGGGGCCACACGCAGCCUUUUUUGCCGUGAGAGAAAGCUUGGUGAGGAUGAUGCCUGGAAGGAUGGUGGGGGUCACGAGAGAUGCCACCGGGAAAGAAGUGUAUCGUCUUGCUCUUCAAACCAGGGAGCAACACAUCCGGAGAGACAAGGCUACCAGCAACAUCUGUACAGCGCAGGCCCUCUUGGCAAAUAUGGCUGCCAUGUUUGCAAUCUACCAUGGUUCCCGUGGGCUGGAGCACAUUGCCAGGAGGGUACAUAACGCCACUUUGAUUUUGUCAGAAGGUCUCAAGCGGGCAGGGCACCAGCUGCAGCACGACCUGUUCUUUGACACCCUGAAGGUGCAGUGUGGCUGCUCCGUGAGGGAGGUCUUGAGCAGGGCCGCUCUGCGGCGCGUCAACUUGCGGCUCUUCAUGGAUGGCACACUUGGUAUUUCUCUUGAUGAAACAGUCAAUGAAAAAGAUCUGGACGAUUUGUUGUGGAUCUUUGGCUGCGAGUCAUCAGCUGAACUGGUUGCUGAAAGCAUGGGAGAGGAGCAGAGGGGUAUUCCAGGGUCUUCAUUCAAAAGAACUAGCCCGUUCCUCACACAUCAAGUGUUCAACAGCUAUCACUCAGAAACCAAUAUUGUCCGGUAUAUGAAGAAACUGGAAAACAAAGACAUCUCCCUCGUUCACAGCAUGAUUCCACUGGGAUCCUGCACCAUGAAGCUCAAUAGUUCAUCCGAACUCUCACCUGUCACAUGGAAAGAAUUUGCAAAUAUCCACCCCUUUGUGCCUCUGGAUCAAGCUCAAGGAUACCAGCAACUUUUCCGAGAGCUUGAGAAGGAUUUGUGUGAACUCACAGGUUAUGACCAGAUCUCUUUCCAGCCUAAUAGUGGAGCCCAGGGGGAAUAUGCUGGACUGGCCACCAUCCGAGCAUACUUAGACCAGAAGGGUGAGAGGCACAGAACGGUUUGUCUCAUUCCGAAAUCAGCACAUGGGACCAAUCCAGCAAGUGCCCACAUGGCAGGCUUGAAGAUUCAGCCUGUGGAGGUGGAUAAAUACGGGAAUAUUGAUGCAGCUCACCUCAAGGCCAUGGUGGACAAGCACAAGGAGAACCUGGCAGCGAUCAUGAUUACGUACCCAUCCACCAACGGAGUGUUUGAAGAGAACAUCAGCGACCUGUGUGACCUGAUCCAUCAACACGGAGGACAGGUCUACCUGGAUGGGGCGAAUAUGAAUGCUCAGGUGGGAAUCUGUCGUCCUGGAGACUUUGGGUCUGACGUCUCGCACCUGAAUCUUCACAAGACCUUCUGCAUUCCCCACGGAGGCGGCGGCCCUGGCAUGGGGCCCAUCGGAGUGAAGAAGCAUCUUGCCCCCUUUCUGCCCGAUCAUCCCAUCAUUUCAGUAAAGCCGAAUGAGGAUACCUGGCCUGUGGGUACCAUCAGCGCAGCCCCGUGGGGCUCCAGUUCCAUCUUGCCCAUUUCAUGGGCUUAUAUCAAGAUGAUGGGAGGCAAGGGCCUUAAACAGGCCACAGAAAUUGCUAUAUUAAAUGCCAACUACAUGGCCAAGAGAUUAGAGAAACACUACAGAAUCCUUUUCAGGGGUGCAAGAGGUUUUGUGGCUCAUGAAUUUAUUUUGGACACAAGACCUUUCAAAAAGUCUGCAAAUAUUGAGGCUGUGGAUGUGGCCAAAAGGCUCCAGGAUUAUGGAUUUCACGCCCCUACCAUGUCUUGGCCUGUCGCGGGGACCCUUAUGGUUGAGCCCACUGAGUCAGAAGACAAGGCAGAGCUGGACAGAUUCUGUGAUGCCAUGAUCAGCAUUCGGCAGGAAAUCGCUGACAUUGAGGAAGGCCGCAUCGACCCUAGGGUCAAUCCACUGAAGAUGUCACCACACUCCCUGACCUGCGUCACAUCCUCCCAUUGGGAUCGGCCAUAUUCCAGAGAGGUGGCAGCAUUCCCACUCCCCUUCGUGAAACCAGAGAACAAAUUCUGGCCAACCAUUGCCCGGAUUGAUGACAUAUAUGGAGAUCAGCACCUGACCUGUACCUGCCCACCCAUGGAAGUUUAUGAGUCCCCGUUUUCUGAAGAGAAGAGGGCCUCUUCUUAGUCCUCACUUCCUUAGUUCAAGGGACUGAUUUAAGGCCUCUCCCUGGAGCAUUUGAUAAGCAAGAAGUAUUUCAUCUCCCACCCCAGACUGAAGUGUAGGGGUUUUAUAUACUGUGUAUAUUUUUGUAAUCUCUGUCAAGGUAAAUGUAAAUACAGUUAGCAGAGUGAGCGGAGGCUGAUCACUGGAAGAUUGAUUCACUUUGGUAUUCUGCUUCCACACGUACCAUUUGAUGUUCUAGUUGCCUUGAUUGGGAGCCAUUUAGUUUUUUGCAUAGAAGUUUUUGGGUGUGAUGGGAACUUAACUUUCAAUGUGGCAAGUUUGCAGACGUUGUAGAGGCCAUACUGGAGACUCAAUAGACAUAUUUUUGUUCCAAAUAAGUCCUUGUGGACUGUGCCAUCUGUGGGAAAUCCCAGGGCAAAUGUUUACAUUUUGAAUACACUGAAGAACUCUUUUUCCUCUAAUUUGCCUAAUCUAUAAUAGCAUUUCUGAGUGUUUCUCUUUUUUUCUGGGUGUGUGUGUUUUUUUAUCUGCAUUUAUUAGUAUUCUAAUAAAAGCAUUUCAAUUUGAAGAA